GGGAUCGGGGAGGGGGGGGGGGGUUCCGGGGUGGAUCGGGGGGUCCGGGGAGGGAGGGGAUAACGCGGAUCUGCCCGCCCGGGGCUUGCCCGGCACGGCGGGCCCGCCCGCACCAUGGUGUCCUGGAUACUGAGUCGGGCGAUCGUGCUGGUUUUCGGGAUGCUGUACCCAGCCUACGCUUCCUACAAGGCUGUGAAGAGCAAAAAUAUCCGGGAAUAUGUCCGCUGGAUGAUGUACUGGAUCGUCUUCGCGCUCUUCAUGGCCACCGAGACCGUCACCGACCUCCUCAUCUCCUGGUUUCCCUUCUAUUACGAGAUGAAGAUGGCCUUCGUCAUCUGGCUGCUCUCCCCCUACACCCGGGGGGCCAGCCUGCUCUACCGCAAAUUCGUGCACCCCACGCUGUCCCGCAAGGAGAAGGAGAUCGACACCUACAUCAUCCAGGCCAGGGAACGCAGCUACGAAACCGUGGUGCGUUUCGGCAAAAGGGGUCUCAACAUGGCAGCCACCGCCGCCAUCCAAGCGGCCACCAAGAGCCAGGGCGUGCUGGCCGGGCGGCUCCGCAGCUUCAGCAUGCAGGACCUGCGCUCCAUCCCCGACGAAACCCCCCUGCACUACCGGGACCCCCUUUACCUGGAGGAGCAGGAGAGCCACAGGCAGCUGCUGGGUGAGCUUGGCUACAGCGCGCCCGUGGCCGGCCGGCAGUACGAGAGCGAGACGGAGGAUGAGGAGCUGUGGUCGGACUUGCAGGUCUCUCCCAAGCCUUCGCCCCGCGGCCGGGACCACAAACCCCUCUCCCGCAGCCAGAGCCUUCGCUCAGUGAGGAAGACGAUGCCGGGCAAAGAGGGCUCUUCCCGGCUCUUGCGUAGCCGGAUCAGGAAGAAAGCGGCUCCGCCAGAGCAGGACAGCUAAUGGUCCCGGGAAAAUCCUCUGCCGCAAGUCUUAAGAUGAGUUUGCUGCUGAAACAGCGGGGGCAGGGCUGGGGGGGAGCCACGGUUGGUGCCUCCCGGCCCUGGGGAGGGGGCUCUCUCUCCCCCCCCCCCACACCCCGCUUUACACUGUAAAUACCGUCCCUGACCUCUGCGGCCGCACCGGGCACCUCCCUCGCUGAGACAGCUCGGUCCCCACGCUGAUCCCGGCCGUGUCCCCUCCCAGACCCCACUGCUGCAGGUCGGCACCUCUCCCGUGGGGUCUGCCCCCCCUCCCCUUUUCUCCCACCCCGUGAACACUACAGGCUCUGCUGGGCCCCCCCCAGCCCUCUCCUGCUGCCGUCAUGCCUUACCCCCCACAUCCCCUGGGAGAAAGCGAGGGGACGUGCCUUGUCCCAUCUGUCCUCUGAAGCCAAAGACACAGCCCCUGGCCACGGUGUGUCCCCCCCCCCACACACACACCCCAAAGCUGACACCCCCCAUACUUGAAACAGGGGCAGCGAUGCCUGACCCUGCCCUGCCCGACACCGCGUGGCUUUUAACCUUCUCCCCCUCCCAGACGGGGGCUUUUUGUACACG
Messenger RNA from Chroicocephalus ridibundus (black-headed gull), 1505 nucleotides. It is a transcript of the gene REEP4, whose product is annotated as receptor accessory protein 4. NCBI's taxonomy places the organism in Eukaryota, Metazoa, Chordata, Aves, Charadriiformes, Laridae. Gene Ontology annotation, molecular function: microtubule binding. Gene Ontology annotation, cellular component: endoplasmic reticulum membrane; cytoplasmic microtubule. The record is from RefSeq and is a predicted model, not a curated record. The coding region runs from base 115 to 909 and encodes 264 amino acids. The transcript is spliced from 8 exons.